Messenger RNA from Lagopus muta (rock ptarmigan), 3815 nucleotides. It is a transcript of the gene CLGN, whose product is annotated as calmegin. The transcript has 17 exons. Gene Ontology annotation, biological process: protein folding. Gene Ontology annotation, cellular component: endoplasmic reticulum membrane; endoplasmic reticulum. Gene Ontology annotation, molecular function: calcium ion binding. NCBI's taxonomy places the organism in Eukaryota, Metazoa, Chordata, Aves, Galliformes, Phasianidae. The record is from RefSeq and is a predicted model, not a curated record. Bases 212 to 2158 code for a protein of 648 amino acids.
ACCUGCUCCUCAGCGCCCGCCGCCCUGCGCUCCGCCAGCGCGUGCGCGGCUAGAGCUGCGCCGGUAGCGGGAUCCGUGCUAAGCGUCGGCGGGGCGCAAAGGGGAUCUCGCCGCCGGGCUUGUCUCAGAGCAGCGCUGCUGCCUCGUAGGUCUCUUCUGGUACAUGGAUGUGCUGUGGGUACCUGUGUUCCCACGGUAGAGUGACCGAGCUAUGCAAAAACAGCUAAAACUUACAGUUCUUCAGAUGACCAGAAUGCACUCCCAGUGGGACUGGCUGUGCUUGCUUCUCAUGGUAAUUAGCUCAGUAACUGCAGAAAUGGAAGAUGAAGUUCUGGGUGCGGAUGUUGAAGUGGAGGAUUUUGAGCAAGAGUCUCAACAAGCUGAUGUUGACAAAGAAGGAUCUUCCUUAGGGGUGGUGUACCAGACUCCAAAGCCAACUGGAGAUGUUUAUUUUGCUGAAACCUUUGAUGGAGGAUGGAGUGGCUGGGUGUUGUCUAAAGCCAGGAAAGAAGACACAGAUGACAACAUUGCUAAAUAUGAUGGAAGGUGGGAAGUAGAAGAGCUGAAAGAAAACAAAGUACCUGGAGACAAAGGAUUAGUGUUAAAAUCAGCUGCAAAGCAUCAUGCAAUAUCAGCUAUGCUAACAAAGGCAUUUAUUUUUGAUAAAAAACCUUUGAUUGUUCAAUAUGAAGUGAAUUUUCAAGGAGGCAUUGACUGUGGUGGUGCAUAUAUUAAACUUCUUUCCAGUAGGGAUGACCUGGAUCUGGAGUUCUUCUUUGACAAAACGCCUUAUACUAUUAUGUUUGGACCAGAUAAAUGUGGUGAAGAUUACAAACUACACUUUAUCAUCAGGCAUAAGAAUCCUAAAACUGGAGAAUAUGAUGAAAAACAUGCAAAACGUCCUGAUGUGGACCUAAAAAAAUUCUAUUUGGACAAGAAGACACAUCUGUACACUCUUGUGCUAAAACCAGAUGAUACGUUUGAAAUGCUGAUUGACCAAUCAGUCAUCAGUAAGGGAAGCCUUCUUGAGGAUAUGGUUCCUCCAGUAAACCCUCCUAAAGAAAUAGAUGAUCCUGCUGAUAAGAAGCCUGACGAUUGGGAUGAGAGACAAAAAAUACCUGAUCCCAAUGCUGUCAAACCAGAUGACUGGGAUGAAGAUGAGCCUUCCAAAAUAGAAGAUCUUGAUGCUGUUAAGCCUGAGGGAUGGCUUGAUGAUGAACCACAGUAUGUUCCGGACCCCAGAGCAAAAAAGCCGAAGGACUGGGAUGAAGAAAUGGAUGGGGAGUGGGAAGCCCCUCAGGUCCCCAAUCCGAAGUGUGCCACCGCACCUGGUUGUGGACUGUGGGUGCGUCCCAUGAAGAGCAACCCCAAGUAUAAAGGGAAAUGGAAAGCACCUAUGAUAGUUAAUCCUAAUUAUCAGGGAAUCUGGAGCCCUCGGAAAAUACCGAACCCAGACUAUUUUGAAGAUCCUCACCCGUUUCAGAUGACACCUAUCGGUGCUGUUGGUUUAGAACUCUGGUCUAUGACGUCUGAUAUCUACUUUGAUAACUUCAUAAUAUGCUCAGAAAAAGAAGUAGCUGAUCGUUGGGCAGCAGAUGGUUGGGGUUUGAAGAAAUUAGUAGCAAGUGCUAACGAGCCUGGAAUGUUGAGUCAACUGGUGACUGCUGCGGAAGACCAUCCAUGGCUUUGGGUUCUUUAUAUCCUGACUUUAGCUCUGCCUGUUGGUCUGGGUGUGUUGUUCUGCUGGCCAGCAAAGAAAACAGAUGAAGAUUUUGACUUAAAAAAACCAGAUACAUCUAUGCCAGUUACAAAGGGAGAAGUAAAACAAGGAAGAGAAGAGCUAGAAGAUGAUGAAAUAGAUUUAGAAGAAGAUAAAGAAAAUGAAGAUAUUGGUGAAGAUGAUAGAAGAGAACUGGAAGAGACAGAGUUCUUAAAGGAUACAAUUAAGAUGGGAAGGGAGGUUCCUCCUUCAGACGAGAGUAAAUAUGGGGAAGAUAUUGAUGAUGAAGAAAACGAAGUUGCAGGUGGAAGUCAGGAAGGAGAUGAUAAGUCAAAUAAAUCUGGCUCAGAAGAUGAGAUGACAGUAGCUGAUGAAACUGCAGGCUCUGGGGAUGGUCGGCUGAAGUCAGUGCGCAAAAGAAGAGUACAAAAGGACUGAGUUGUUGGCAGCUAGUGUUUCUAGCUCUAAGCAGUACUAACUUAUGACAUGCCACUGCAAGGAGCCUGGCAGCAUGCAGGUUCCUGAGAUGUGAAGGGAAAAACGGGACUCAUUGCUACUUCUCUUAAUUCUCUGACCUCUUUUAACCUUCCCAAGCUUCCUUGAUGCCCUUUUUUUUAACAAGAAAAGAAGAGUUACCUAAUGUUUCACAUUUAGAAUAAAAGUGAAACUGCAAGUUGGCCAACUGAUUUUACAAAGCAGAUUCUUAAGAUUUGAAGAAUCUUAGAAAUCAAUAUUAGUCAGGGAUGAAAAAUGUUACUCUAAAUGUUUUUAAGAACAUGAAUAAAUAUUUUUGCAGCUCUAGCACACAAUCAGCUGUUUACACAUCUGAGCUGAGAGUGUUGCAGUACAAGUGAAGGAUCUACAGUUCACGUUGUUCAGUGAAAAGGUAUUUUUUUUCUGUGCAGAGCUAAAUGCAAUAACUGUUUUUGUAUGAUCGUUUAGUGCUAGCAACAAUUUUUCUUGUAUCUUAUUUCUUUGAGUUGGUACUGUUACAGUGGUCACCUGUUCAUUUCAAACAUGGGUUAUAGUAAUUUAUUUUUAAGAGGUAGUUUAAAAUGGAGUACUCAAAGAAGUGGUUAAUUGAUGUGACUUAAUUUGCUUUUGAAUGCAGAUAUUAAAACUACAGAAGUGAUAUAUAGAUUUUUUUCAUACUUUUAUAGCUCUCAUGUUCUGAGCCAGAUGGGCAUAGAUUUUGUUUAUAGAAUAUUUGCUGAGUGUAUAUUGUGUAUUAAAAAUAUUUAAUAAUUCUUGUUUAACAUGAAAUUGAUUAAUAUAGAUAAGAAUUUUUGAUGGAUUUUUUUUUUUUUUUACAAAUGUGAGUUUUUGGGCUUUCUUUUAAUAUAGUUUAAAUAAACUGCAUAUCAUAAGAGAAACUACUAAAGUUCAACUGUAUAUUAAAACAAACCAACAAAACUGCAGCUUUUGGAAUCCUGCUGCUGCUUGGCAGCUGCCUUGAACAUGAGUGAGUUAACUGCUAGCAAAAGCAAGUUGAUAGGCUAAAACCAUUUAGAAGUUUGUUAAUUGGUAAAGAACUUUUUGCCAAGGAAAUGUGUUAUUUUACUUAUAAACACUUGUAAGUCUACGAAGAUUGUGUUGUUUUCCCUGCUCUGCUAUUACUUAAUAGGAAGUUGGUAACAGUUUUUAGCUGACUCUUCAGAAGAAGCCAGCCUGCACAGGUACUUGUAUUGAAGUCAAAGUGUUCUGUUUGGUGUGGAGAAAUACAGGGAGAGGCCACAGUGAGAAAUGCUAAGUGCAACCGUUUGAUCCCUUCUAGGGUCCAUGAACUAGCAAGUAAUGACUCCUGAUUUUCCCCUUUGCCCUGAGACUUUGCAGUAACAGAUAGCUGUUAGCAAUGAGGUGUCCUGCAAACAACAGAGGGAACCAGGGCAACGGGGUGAGUGUGGAUUGCUGGUCACUGUAGCUUUUGGGAAGCAUUUCAGCGCUGUGACUGAAUCCCAUCUGAGUCUGGUGAAAGUCCUUUGGAGUUGUUACAGUGUUUACGUGUGGGCUUUGGAGUUGAUUAUGUAUUUAUUUGGUAGAUCAGCACACCUUUAUAGGCAAUGGUAGAGCUACUUCAGGGAUCAGUCUGCUUAUA